AUGUGCCCUGGAGCCCAUGCAGAUGUGCGUGUCACCUUUGGGGAGCUGAAGACGGUCCGCUUGCCAAAGAAGAUGACUGGGACAGGAGCACACAGAGGAUUCGGCUUUGUGGACUUCCUCACCAGGCAGGAUGCGAAGAGAGCCUUCAAUGCCCUGUGUCACAGUACCCACUUGUAUGGCCGGAGGCUGGUGCUGGAGUGGGCCGACUCCGAGGUGACCCUGCAGGCUCUGCGGCGGAAGACGGCCGAGCACUUCCCCGAGCCCCCGAAGAAAAAGCGGUCUGUAGUGUUGGACGAGAUCCUGCAGCAGCUGGAAGACAGUGACGGCGACGGUGAGGAGCAAACCCUUCAGCUGUGAGCUGGCACCAAGCGGGAGCUGCGCACAGCCUGGGACUUGGCCUCUGUCCUGCCCACCCUCGUCGCUUGGGACCACAAGCCCUGCUCCCAUCAGCCAAGGCUACGGGUGGCUCAGGAAGCGUCACGCUCCAACUAGGCGCCAGGCCCCACCAGAACCCGGCGAUGUCACUCUUGGCGACGCAUCCUGCCUUCAGGCUGGGCUUGCGAAACGCAUCGAGGUCCCCACCCUGGCAAGCCGCAUCCCAAGGCUUCUCUCAGGCUUGGGGCUCUGCGCGUGUCUUUACCAGCCUGAGACGCAGCCUCCCCCGGAGCACCUGACACCAGCUAGAGGGUAUGGCGGGGAGGAAGGAGCUGCAGUGCCCUGACCGUUCCCUGCUGCGACCUCAGACCAGUGACAGCCCUCAGUGUUUCUUUCCAUGAAGUGGGGUGAUAAUCGUGACUGCCUCGGACCAGUGGUGCUGGGAUUAAGGGAUCAAGCCAAGUAAAGCUCUGGACAGAUCCUCA
Molecule: messenger RNA, 860 nt
Organism: Carlito syrichta (Philippine tarsier)
Lineage: Eukaryota; Metazoa; Chordata; Mammalia; Primates; Tarsiidae
Product: probable RNA-binding protein 19
Exons: 5
Coding region: 1-357 (118 amino acids)
Molecular function (GO): RNA binding
Source: RefSeq, a predicted model, not a curated record